Molecule: messenger RNA, 1548 nt
Organism: Nestor notabilis (Kea)
Lineage: Eukaryota; Metazoa; Chordata; Aves; Psittaciformes; Psittacidae
Product: disco-interacting protein 2 homolog A-like
Exons: 6
Coding region: 127-834 (235 amino acids)
Cellular component (GO): cell surface
Source: RefSeq, a predicted model, not a curated record
GAGGAAUUUGUGAAUUGAUGUGGCUGUGAGAAUGAGAAGAGGAUUUUCCGGCUUCUGUUGAAUUUGUUUCUUCCUUCUUAUUCUUAGGGAACAGCAGGACCAGAUCCAACAACAGUCUACGUAGAUAUGAGAGCACUUCGACAUGACAGGGUGCGUUUGGUAGAGAGAGGUUCUCCACACAGUCUGCCACUUAUGGAGUCUGGGAAGAUUCUUCCAGGGGUCAAAGUCAUCAUAGCACACACAGAAACCAAGGGACCUCUGGGAGACUCGCAUUUAGGAGAGAUAUGGGUGAGUAGCCCACACAAUGCUACUGGUUACUACACAGUGUAUGGAGAAGAGUCGCUGCACGCUGAUCACUUUACUGCUCGCUUGAGUUUUGGAGACACUCAGACCAUAUGGGCUCGGACUGGGUAUCUUGGCUUUCUGCGCAGAACAGAACUUACUGAUGCUAGUGGAGAGAGACACGAUGCCCUGUAUGUGGUAGGCUCUUUGGAUGAAACACUGGAGCUCAGAGGAAUGAGGUACCAUCCCAUUGAUAUAGAGACCUCUGUAAUAAGAGCACAUAAGAGCAUUGCAGAAUGUGCUGUGUUCACAUGGACCAACUUGCUUGUUGUGGUUGUGGAGUUGGAAGGCUCAGAGCAAGAAGCAUUGGACCUGGUUGCUUUGGUAACAAAUGUGGUUCUGGAAGAGCAUUAUCUCAUAGUAGGUGUUGUAGUCAUUGUGGACCCUGGUGUUAUUCCUAUCAAUUCCCGUGGUGAGAAACAACGGAUGCACUUGAGAGACGGGUUUUUAGCUGACCAGUUGGAUCCUAUUUAUGUGGCCUACAACAUGUGAAAAGAGAAAAAUCACACCAAGGCUAAAGCACCAAAAUCAAGGGACUUUCCAAACAGUAACAUCGGAACCCAUUUUCUGUGGUUUUAAAAGCUGUUGAAAGGGAAAUGGAGAUGCUCAUCUUCACAGACCUUCAUCUCUCAGAUUGCAUUUGCUUUCAUAAAUCCAUUUUAACAGUUACAGCUGACUUAGGAUGGAGAGUUUACUGGAAUUCCUGAAGGAAGCUUAUGAGAACUGUGAUGGACCAAUUUUUUUUCUACAGUAAUUCUGAAUGUCAGUACUUGAUGCACUGCAUAAAAGGACAUAAAGCGGGGUGGGGAGAGAACACCAGCUGUGAGGACAACUCCUGGAAACAGUACUGAGUUGUGAGUAGCCGUUUGGAGUUCACCCUCCAUGUGAUUGUUUGCAAUAUAUUGGCAGUAUCUGGGUUCAGGCAUAACUUUCAAGACUGCACACAUCUCUACCAUAUUCUCUACUGUAAUGAAAGGAAUUUUGCACAUAUUUGAGAUUUUAAAAAUGCAGCCUUUUUAUUUGAAAUCACUGACUUACCCCCAUUCAGAAGAAAGAAAUUAAGUCCAAUCCCGGAUUCCAUGUAACAAUUAUGCUGCUGUUCAGCUUUUUUGUACCAAGUGAAAACAAAUACUGCAACUGUAAAAACAUUACUUAUUGUGCCAUGCUGGACUCUGUAAUGCUAUAAACUUUGUAAUAAAAUAUAAA